Molecule: messenger RNA, 1710 nt
Organism: Zingiber officinale
Lineage: Eukaryota; Viridiplantae; Streptophyta; Magnoliopsida; Zingiberales; Zingiberaceae
Product: UDP-glycosyltransferase 88B1-like
Exons: 1
Coding region: 53-1486 (477 amino acids)
Molecular function (GO): UDP-glycosyltransferase activity
Source: RefSeq, a predicted model, not a curated record
AGUGUGGAAACCCUGAUUUGCAAUCGAAUGUCCUCCUCCGCUCUACAGAAAAAUGACGAAAGGCAGAGUGGUGCUCCUCCCGAUCCCCACCGCCGGCCACAUCAUGUCCAUGCUCGAGUUGGCCAAACUCCUCCACCGCUAUCACUUCUCCGUCACCAUCCUCGUCGCCCCUGUCCCUGCCUUACCCGUUGACGACUGUAUCGCCACCGUCGCCGCCUCCGGCCUCGACAUCGAUUUCUGCCAUCUCCAGCCCGUCGAUCUGCCCAACGACUUCGACGGACCCGAGGAUUUCAUAUCCGCUUACAUGGAGGAGCAAAAACACCUAAUCAAAUCCGUGGUCCAUUACCUCUUGCGCUCCGGCGACGCCCCUUUGUCAGCUCUAAUCGUCAACUUCUUUGCCACCGGUGCGAUCGACGUCGCGGCCGAUCUGGAUGUCCCUUGCUAUGUCUACUUCGCCUCCAAUGCCGCCUUCCUCGCUCUUAUGCUCUAUCUCCCAACCCUCGAGGAGAAGUUCAACCAGGAGUUCGAGGAGAUGGAAGAAGAGGUGAGGGUACCGGGCGUGUGCCCCAUCCCGCCGAUCUCGAUGCCGUCGCCCUUCUUGAGGAAGAAGAGCGGGAGGUACACUUGCUUCGUCCACCAUGGUCGGCGCUACUCUGAGCUUAAAGGCAUCGUGAUCAACACCUUCGUGGAUCUUGAGCCUGCGACGCUGCGGGCGCUGGAAGACGGUCUCUGCGCGCCCGGCCGUCGGACCCCGCCGGUGUACCCCGUCGGUCCGCUGAUUGCGCGCGAGGACGGUGAGAAAAAUAGGCAGCACGAGUGCGUCGUGUGGCUCGACGGGCAGCCGGCUCGCUCGGUGGUGUUCCUCUGCUUCGGGAGCAGAGGCUGCUUCAACGCGGUGCAGGUAGGGGAGAUAGCGGCGGGGCUGGAGCGUAGUGGGUCCCGGUUCUUGUGGGCGCUCCGGGUGGAGUCGGACGAGGCGUUCGGGAUACCGAAUCGGGAGGAUGCGAGGCUGGAGGAGGUGCUGCCGGAGGGGUUUCUGGAGCGGACGAAGGCGAGGGGGAUGGUAUGGCCGUCGUGGGCGCCGCAAGCGGGGAUACUAGCUCACCGGGCAGUGGGGGGAUUCGUGACGCACUGCGGGUGGAACUCGUGCCUGGAGAGCCUGCAGUGCGGGGUCCCCCUCCUGGGGUGGCCGCUGCACGCGGAGCAGCAUUCGAACGCGGUGGUGAUGGCGGAGGAGAUGGGGGUGGCGCUGCAGCUGAAGGUGGAGAGGGCGAAUGACAACUUUGUGAAAGCGGAGGAGUUGGAGAGGGGAGUGAGGACGUUAAUGGGGGAGAGCGAGGAAGGAAGGAGAGUGAGGGCCAAGGCAGAGGAGACGAUGGCGGCGGCUAAGAAGGCAAGGGAAGAAGGUGGAUCUUCCUUGGUAAACAUGCAAGCCCUGGUGGAGGAGCUGCUCCUCAGUUCAGUUCAGUUCAGUUCAGUGAAAUGAAAUGAAAUUGGAGCCGAACGGCAAAGGCACUGCAGAAAAGAAUUCAGGAUUGGACAGUAAGGACAUAGUUGUUUUUCCUACUGAAUUUAGACAAAAUAAACUGUUACCAAAACUCAUCACGAUUCAUGUUCUUGAAUUUCCUUUAGAGUGUAUCUAAAAUACAUAUUCAGUGAAACUUGUGCUGUUUUCCUAAAAAUUAAUGUGGCUUUGUUUAUUUGGGUUAA